ACCUAAUUUCCCAAGAAACAAACGGAUUGGUUCUCCAACGGCUCUCAUUUUCCUUUUUCCUGCUCUCUGGUCAGCCAAACAGAGAAAAAUCAGAACUUAUGGCUCCCGAACCCGACUCAAACCCCAUAAAAGAGUACGAAGAUGAUGAUAACGUGGCACCAUCACAUCACCCCUCUGCUCCGUCGGAUGAGUUGUUUAAUAUCUCCACGACAGUUGAUCCCAGUUAUAUAAUCUCUUUGAUACGGAAACUAUUACCACGGGAUGUGAAGAAUGGUCAUGAUUCUGAUGGAGUUGAUGCUUGUAAUGCCUCUAAUCAAGGAUUAAAAACCAAUCACAUGAAGGAAAGUGUGGUUUCUCCAUGUGAAGAUGAAAUGCUAAACUCCUCACACGAUAAAAUUGAGACCAUGGACACCCUUGAUGGUUUUGAUGAACUUGCUCGUCAAGAAAAGACAGGUGAAGUGCCAUGUAGUAGAUUUGAGGACUCUAGCAUAUCAGUGAGAGAAAAGGCUUGGGAAGAGUAUGGUUGCAUUUUGUGGGAUCUUGCAGCAAGCAGAAUCCAUGCAGAAUUCAUGGUGCGGAAUCUCAUGCUUGAAGUGCUUUUGGGAAGUCUUAUUGUUUCUCAAUCCAUGCGUGUUACGGAGAUAAGCCUUGGAAUUCUUGGAAACCUUGCCUGCCAUGAAAUUCCUAUGAAACAAAUUGCCUCUACAGACAAAUUGAUUGAGAUAGUUGUAGAUCAGUUGUUUUUAGACGACACUUCAUGCCUAUGUGAAGCUUGCAGGUUGUUAACCCUGGGUCUUCAAGGCAGUGAAUGUGUUAUUUGGGCUAAAGCUUUGCAGUCUGAACAUAAUCUAUGCCGUGUUAUUUGGGUUGCAGAAAAUACCUUGAACCCACAACUUCUUGAGAAGAGCAUUGGACUUUUAUUGGCCAUUUUAGAAAGUCAACAGGAGGUUGUGUCUAUUCUUCUUCCAACUCUGAUGAAUCUGGGUUUAUCAAGUCUUUUGAUUAAUCUCUUGACUUUUGAGAUGAGCAAAUUAGCAAGUGAGAGAAUACCUGAAAGGUAUUCCAUUCUUGACUUAAUUCUUCGCACAAUUGAAGCUCUUUCAGUUCUUGAUGAUCAUUCACAAGAUAUCUGUUCAAAUAAGGAAGUUUUUCGCCUAGUUUCCGAUCUGGUUAGGCUUCCUGAUAAAGUUGAGGUUGCCAAUUCUUGUAUUACUGCUGCAGUCUUAAUUGCAAAUAUUCUGAUUGAUGCAGCUGAUCUAGCUUCUGAGAUAUCACAAGAUUUGCCUUUCUUAGAGGGGCUGCUUGAUAUAUUCCCUUUUGCAUCGGAUGAUCCGGAAGCUAGGAGUGCACUUUGGAGCAUUAUGGCAAGGCUACUGGUUCAAGUUGAAGAAAGUGAGAUAAGCUCAUCAAGUCUGCAGCAGUAUGUAUCGGUUCUAGUAAGCAAAUCAGAUCUGAUUGAAGAUGAUCUUCUUGACCACCAAUUGCAUGAUUCUAAUGAAAACAACGUGAGCUCAAUCACUUCUGCUGCAAAACAAAAUGCUAGAACCACAGCUCUUAGAGGGAUUUUCAAUAUAUUGAAUCAGUGGACUACCUCAAAGGAUUGUGAUAUGAAGAACAAUUUGAUGGGGGCAGAUCAUGAUAAUGGUGAGAAUGUGGAAAGGUUAUUGAAUUGCUGUCGGAAAUAUACUGAGUUCCUGUGAAAUGAAACAAAAAAUUUGGUUUGAUCCUAUCUGAAGGGAAGCAGUGAUCUAGGAGCUCAAAUCUGGAAACAGAUGGUUCAUGCAUGUAUUGAAGGUGGAUCGUCAUAUCUUGGUAAAUUUAAAGAUUCUGAAUCCAUAAAUGCACACACAUAUGUUGUUUAUUGAUUCAGCCACUUUAUAUCAAUUCCUACAAAUUGAAACCUGAUUUUAUAUCCUGCCAUUCUUUAUUUAUAUUAGAAGAAACCUACGAGGUGUUGGGUAGACACACACUGGGCAUGCAUGAUCGGCAGCUAUUGCACCUAUUGCUAAAUUUUCAAUAUAACAAAUUAACUUGUUUUGACUUGAUCGAUAAAAUUCUAUUAAUCUCCCUUUACAGAUCUAAUUCAGGAUCACUUUUCAUGGAUUGAUAAAUCUUCAAACGUGUCUACACCUGCAUCAUCUUUGGCAUUGUCAUCAUGCAUGGCUUCUUUGAUCCGGAUACCCUAUAAGAAUUUCUUCAGGGUUGGGACUUUGCUUACCCAAAUCUGCAUGAAGUACGUCUCUAAAUUGCUUGCAGGAAUGUCCGUUUGAGAUGAUGCAUUGCAAGAAAUAAUUCUCAGUAUCAGUUUCAUGCUUUGUUCUGUAGCCCCACAAUCUGUUGCUGGGCGGUCCAGAAGUCGACCCAUGAUUUUCCUGAGGGAAACCUGUAAAAAUCUCAAGAGUAUGAAAACAGAACUGUUAAAGUUCAGAGGGAUUGGUUUUUUGAUGUUGGUCAUUCACUACAAGAAUGAUAAUCUAACUAAUGGUCUUGUUGUAGUGCUGGUAACAUAUGGGUGGGACAUGUGAUACAUUUUUAUGUAUGUAAUAUAAGAACUGGAGGUGUUUUUUUCCCUCAUAAUCUGCAUCCACCUUGUAUGGCUUCAUUCA
Messenger RNA from Vitis vinifera (wine grape), 2606 nucleotides. RefSeq lists its product as uncharacterized. NCBI's taxonomy places the organism in Eukaryota, Viridiplantae, Streptophyta, Magnoliopsida, Vitales, Vitaceae. The transcript is spliced from 11 exons. The record is from RefSeq and is a predicted model, not a curated record. Bases 99 to 1700 code for a protein of 533 amino acids.